UGGUGGGGACGGUCAUUUUGAGCAGUUCUGGACGCCCAGAGACCUACAGAAUGGAUUUCCUUCGGCUACACUUCCCUGGGCUGCAUCAGGCCUUGAGGGGGGCACUGGAUUCCUUCAGCACCUUCAUGUCCUACCUCGUAGGAGAUGCAGUCCCCACAGUAGAGAAGGAGACGCAGGCAGCUGAGGAACUGGGGGAAGUGGCUAUAGGAAAGCCAGGUGGCCGAAGUGAGAGGGUGGGAGGGCCUAGAGAGGCCAGAAGAUGCCAAGAGGGAAGCUUAGCUGGGAAACAAACCUGGGAGUGGGGAGCACAAAGCUCCCCAAGGUCUAAAGCAGGGCAGGACACUAGAGCCAAGGAAGCAGCUAUGGCUCCCCUGGGUCAGGAGGCAAAUGUCCCCUUAGAUGGUGGGAUAAGGUUGGAAGCAGGGCCUGAGACUCACGGAGACAGGAGCAGUGGAGCCCAGGAGAGCCGGGAGCUGGAUGAGGAGGAAGUGAGCAGAGGGGAGCCUUUGAGUACCUGGGAACAGGAGGAGGAGGAGGAGGAAGAGGUCAGGGCAACAGAGCCAGGGAUAGCUAGCGGGGUGGAGUCACAGUUGACUUGGCACUCUGAAGAGCCUGAGGGGAAAGCUGGCACUGGUGGGCAGAAGGUAACAGAGGGCAGUGAGUGGGUGACCAAGGACGCAGCUGCAGAAACCAAAGGGCCUGGGGCUAUAGGGGCUGUCAGAGAAGAAGAGAGGGUCCUGGUGAUGGGUGGCCCAAGUGCAAAGGCACAGGGGACACAAGGUCCAGGGGAAGAAUCUGUGGACUGGGAAACAUGGGGCAGAGAGGAAGCCCAGGCAUCCUCAGGCAAGGAGGCUGACCUCCCAGGAGUCAAGGAGACAGAACAUGGGCCGGUCUUGGGAGAAAGCAUCCCAGAAGCUAGUGGGAGAAUCUGGAUUCUAGAAAAAACCUGUAGGGGAGACCUAGAAGAGGAGAUGGGUGAGAAGAGAAAGGCUGAAGCAAAGCUUGAGACCCAGACCCUGGAGACAGAGAGAAUAGCAGAGGCAGAUGAAAGCCAGACAUCGGAGAGGGAGGCUGUGGGAGGCCAGGAGACAGGGGGUUGCUUUGAAGGCGAGGGGAGGAGAGACUUGGCCAUCAGGGCUGAUGAGACAAGUCUGGAACAGGAGAUGCAGGCAGAGAAGGCUCUCAGGGGGAAAGAGAGUGGCCUCUGGGCCACAGAGGCUAUGCUGGCCCUGGAUAAGGAGGCUGAAGGUGAGCUGGAUUUGGAAGCAGCCCCAGAAGCCAGGCACGAGGAGUUGUUCUUGGGAGAGAGGAAUGAAGAGGCUCAGAUAAGACAAGGAUUAUUGGAAGUGAAGGUCUCUGAAGGCCAGGAGCCUGAGCUUACAGGAGACCCUCAGACUCCAACCAGGCAACCUGAGGAAAGUCAGGAAGAGCCUGGGAGAAUUCCAGAUCUGAGCAAAGAGGAGACACUGCAAAAUCUGAAGGCGUAUUGCAGGUACAUGGAGACUUCAAGUGUUGGGGUAGAAGCCUGCGAAAACUGGAAGAGAAGGGAGAGCAGAAAUCCUCAGGAGGGAAAAACAAAUGCUGAAGCAGGAGAGGAAGGGGCUGCAUUAGGCCAGGCAGUGGAGGCCCAGGCUAAAGGAAGCCAGGAGCUUGAACUUCCAGUGGUACCAGUGUGGGGAACAGAUGAAGAACUGGCAUCUCAGGCUGUAAACCAGGAGCUGAAGGGAAGUCAAGAAGCAGAGGUAGCAACAGGACAAUCACUGGGAGAGUUAGAGGUCAGAGAAAGCAGAGCUAGUGAGGAGGAGGCUGCUGUGCCUUGGGAGGGAGACAGAACAUCCAGAGGAGGCUGGAGGCUGGAGGAGGCAGUUCUGAGUCUCCAGGUCAGUGAGGACAUGCAGAGCAGGUCUUUGAAUCCUGAUACUGGGGAGGACAAGGCCAUCCCAGGUAUCAGGACUGCUAGGGAAGGGCCACAGCAAGAAGCUGUGUUGGCUUGGGAGGGGGAGUUUAGGCGAAGCUGGCAUUCUGAAGGUCAAGUGGAUGCUUGGAGAGGCACAGAGCUGGAGGAGGUGGCUGACGGGGAGAACAGAGGUGAAACAGAAGUUGGUGAGACCGGGGAGGAAGAACAAGCAGAGGUAGGAGGAUCUGCACUGGCAGGAGGAAGCAGUAAGGUGGGUGAUGUGACCUCAGGCUCUCAGGCAGUGAGAACAGAGGGGGCCACAGUCACGGAGGAGACUGAGGGCCUCCUAGAAGAGCAGAUGGCAUUAGAAGAAGCAGCUAGGGGAGAACUAGUGAGAAAGGCACAAACACUGCAAGAUGUGGAGAAUGUCACAAGUGAAGGCCAGAGGACAGAGAUUCAGGAGACUGAUCCAGAAGGCCUGGAGGACAUCCCAGGACAAGAAAGGCAGCCAACACCUCAGAUCCCUGCAGAGGUCCUGCUUGGCCCCUCUGAAACUGCUGAAAGGGCAGGAAAUGCCACAGGGGAUGCUCACAGCAGCUGGAGUGAGGCCCUGCUCCCCGGGUCCCUUCUGGACGUCUCUGCCCCACGGAGCCGAGUGCUUCUCUCACGAAGCUCCUCACAGCGACGACGCUCGCGGCCCUCUUUCCAUCGGACACCCGUCCCUGAGCAGCAGUCAAACUCUCCUAGUCCCCAGCCCCAGGAGGAGCUGUCAGCCCCUGAGCAGUCACUUCUUCAGCCAGAGGAAGUCCCAGAGCCAAGUACCCCAAGGCCUGGAGGGACCCCAGUGCCAGCCAGAAGAAGGCCCCCAGGACAUGGGUUUGGCCUUGCUCAUCCAGGAAUGAUGCAGGAGUUGCAAGCCCGGCUGGGCCAGCCAAAGCCCCAGUGACUGGGUCUUGAGCACCAGUGAGCCAGGGCCUGAGUGAGGGUCAGAAGGAUGGGCCCUGCUCACCCCUGACUCCCUCAGCCACUGAAGCACAUCCUUUUCACCCUCUGGGCCUCGGGGAAAGAAAAUCAAACAAACAGAUGUCUGUGAAGACCUUGAAUUUAAGGAGCCCAAUUCCCCAGUGCAGGCUGGUCCCAUUGGGGCCCUUCUCAUGGGUCGCUGCUCUGGUCAUCUCCCCAACCUAUCUCUGCUGUCCAGAAGCCUGCAAGGAAGAUUGAGGAGCAGAGACUGGUCUCUCCCAAGCCUUCCCUCUGUGACUUCCCACUGCCCAUCAUGCUGUAGCUCCAUACCGUGCUGUGUAAGAUAACCCACCAUUGGGUAUAAACCAACCCAAGGGAAAGGGGUUUCAAAGGCUGAGGGGCAACACUUAGAAUCAGUGGCCUGUGCACAACAAGCCAGCUGCUUUGAGUUUCCAAAGUGGUAGACCAGUCCCAGAACGCUAUUGUUUUUUAUGGUAGCCUCCAGUUGAGCAGGUCAACAUGAGGGAAGAUGGGCCAGGAACUACAAGAAUAUGGGAGCAUAGUAGCCAGAGGCUUCCCAUUCCAUCCCAGGUUGUCCUGUCUUGGUCCUUGGGUGUCAGGCACCUCACCUCAUCUGUGAAAAGAUGCUGAGGCAUAGAGGGGGCAGGAGGGCUUUAUUAGGUACCCAGCCUGGUGGCCUCGCCCAAGGAUGAAGCAAUAAAUAAACCAUUAUCUCCUAAAAAAAUAA
This is a messenger RNA of Jaculus jaculus (lesser Egyptian jerboa), 3608 nucleotides long. It is a transcript of the gene Apobr, whose product is annotated as apolipoprotein B receptor. Gene Ontology annotation, molecular function: very-low-density lipoprotein particle receptor activity. NCBI's taxonomy places the organism in Eukaryota, Metazoa, Chordata, Mammalia, Rodentia, Dipodidae. Bases 51 to 2843 code for a protein of 930 amino acids. The record is from RefSeq and is a predicted model, not a curated record. Gene Ontology annotation, cellular component: membrane. The transcript is spliced from 4 exons. Gene Ontology annotation, biological process: lipid transport; triglyceride metabolic process.